Messenger RNA from Papaver somniferum (opium poppy), 5473 nucleotides. RefSeq names its product putative disease resistance protein RGA3. Gene Ontology annotation, biological process: defense response to other organism. Lineage: Eukaryota; Viridiplantae; Streptophyta; Magnoliopsida; Ranunculales; Papaveraceae. Gene Ontology annotation, molecular function: protein binding; ADP binding. The record is from RefSeq and is a predicted model, not a curated record. The transcript has 5 exons. The coding region runs from base 58 to 3708 and encodes 1216 amino acids.
UUUGAGUGGUAUACUAAACUUGCUUUCGUGUUUCUAAUUCGUAAACACCUUAAAACCAUGGAAGAGAUUCUUGUGAGCGGUGCAACCGAAAUCCUUAAAAAACUGGUGGGUGUUGUUUCCGAAGACAUUGCUUUAGCUUGUUGGGAUGUCAAAAAUGACUUGAAGAAGCUUCAAAGUACCUCGGAAAUGAUUCUUCCGGUGAUUGCAGACGCGGAGAAGAGGCAAGAAAAGGAAGAACUUGUAAGACUUUGGUUGAGAAGGCUCAAGGAUAUUACAUAUGAUGCCGAUGACGUGAUUGAUGAGUUCUCUUACGAGGACAUGCGUCGCUGUUAUAAAAAGAAUAGCUCAAAGCAUAAGGUAUUCCAUCUCGCUUCUUCUUCAAAGCCGCCAUUUGCAUUUCGUCUGAAAAUGGCUAAAAAAAUUAAAGCUAUUAAUAAAAGAUUAGAAAAAAUUACCCAAGAUAUGGAUAGAUUUCAGUUGGAAUUUACUACGCCUGUUCCAGAUAGUGAGAGUGCUGAUCAACUGGACAGACAAGUCACGUCCCACGUUAACGAGUCAGAAAUUGUAGGCAGAAAGAACGAUGAAUCCCAAAUAAUAAAACUUCUAACAACCAAUACCACAGCAGCAGCAGCAUCUUCUGUAUAUCCUGAAAAGGUGACCGUGAUAUCCAUAGUAGGUAUGGGGGGGCUGGGGAAGACGACACUUGCACAGCUCGUUUACAAAGACGAGUUGGUAAAGAAAGUGUUUGAUCUAACCAUGUGGGUUCAUGUCUCGGAAACUUUUGAUAUCGAAAUCCUCUUGGUAAACAUUAUGGAGUCCAUUACUCAAGCUAAGUUCCACAAGCCUUCAAAUUUUCGUGUACUAGAGAAUAUGGUUCGAGAAAAAUUAAAAGGGAAGAAAUAUUUGUUAGUACUAGACGAUUUAUGGAAUGAUGAUGCAGAGCAAUGGGAGAGCCUCAAGUCUGUGUUGCACGUUGGUGCUCCGGGGAGUAAAAUACUAAUCACUACGCGUAAUUACCAAGUUGCUUCUAUUGUUUCAGGGAGUAUUCCUCCGUAUAAUUUGAGUCAGUUAGAAGAUGGUGCAUGUUGGUCUAUUAUUAAGCAGAAAGCCUUUGCUCCCGGUGGAGCAUUUGAUGCUCCAAAAAUGUCAGAUAUCGGAAAAGAAAUUGCAAAAAAAUGUUGCGGUUUACCACUUGCAGCAAAGUUUCUUGGAAGUCUAAUGCACUUAAAAAACAAAGAAAGUGAUUGGAUUUCAAUUAGGGAUGAUGAUAUGUGGAAUACUCCAGAAAGAAAAAGAAAACUCAUUUCAAUAUUGAGAUUGAGUUACAAUAACUUGCCAUCUCAUUUGAAACAAUGUUUUUCAUACUGCUCAAUCUUUCCCAGGCAUUGGGAGAUUAGUAAAGAAACUUUGGUUCAUCUUUGGAUGGCAGAAGGAUUUCUCAAACAAUCUAAUACAAAAACCAAAAGAUCAGUCGAAGACUUUGGACGUGAUUAUUUCGAAAGUCUGGCGUGGAGCUCAUUUUUCCAUGAUUUCAAGAAGAACGACUUAGGCGACAUUGAGACGUGCAAGAUGCAUGAUCUUGUGCAUGAUCUUGCUAAAGAUGUUCUUGGGGUAAACGAAUUGGUGUCCCUUAAAGUUAGCAAGUUCAAAGAUAUUUCUGAAGUUCGCCGGUUACAAUUACAAUGGGAUGAAGAUAUAUCAUCAACAUCUCUGAAAUGCUUGAGUAAUGCGAAGAAGUUGCGGACAAUUUUUAUCUCUGAAGGUGCAAGCCUGGAUCCUUCUAUAUUCUCAAGAAAUGAUCACUUACGCAUCCUGCAUGUGGGUUUUUCACCAAAUUUUCCAAAAUGGCGUUCUUUGAGUUCCGCGCUGCGACAUUUAAGGUACCUCCGUCUUACCUCUCUUGAUCUUAGGGAAGCAGUGAAUGAUCAGUCCGUCAGUAAACUUUACAAUUUGGAGACACUGAUAUUGACCAACAUCUAUAGUGUUCAAAAUGUUCUUACAAACAUCCACUCUUUACAAAAAUUAAGAUAUCUUGAACUCUCAUCAACGGACAUGGAAGAGCUGCCUGAUUCUAUCACCAGGCUCUCUAAUUUGCAUACAUUGGAUCUCAAUAAUUGCGAACUAAAACUCAUUCCUGAUUCUAUCUCCAGUUUGAAAAAUCUAAGAUUUCUAAAUCUGUCAGUCAACCCCUUUGAAGAGUUGCCUCUUUCUGUCCUCACCCUCUCCAAUUUGCAAACAUUAGACGUCAACACCUGCAGAAAUUUAAGAGCCUUACCAGAAUAUGUGGCAGGUCUUGCUAAUUUGGAGAUAUUUCAUUUCAAAAACUGCCCAUUACUCAAAACAUUACCAGAGGAUUUUGGAGCUUUAAGUCAGUUAAGGUCCCUGGACCUAGAAGGUACUGGGAUCAAAGUGUUGCCUGAGUCUUGUGCCAGCCUAAACAAUAUUGUGUUUGUGCAUCUAUUCGAGUGUGAGCCUCCUAAACAUAUAAAAAACUGGACAAAACUUAGAAAGAUUCACUUUUACGGGAGAGGAUCAACAAUGUCGGGUGUAGGGAAACUAGCUUUCCUUCAAGAACUGAAGUACUCAGUGCCAAAACAACUAGCAAGUGAACCUGAAUGUAGCGUUGGUGUUCAAGAGUUAAGAAACCUGAACUUUCUUGAGGCGUUAGGCAUUGUGAAUCUUCAGAACGUGAAAAACCCAGUAGAUGCUGAGAAUGCAAACUUGAAGGGAAAACAAAAUCUUCUUGGAUUGGUACUUGAUUGGGAUAAUAUAGAAGAAGAGUUGGGCAUCCGGUGGUGGGAUCAGAAAUCCUGUAAUUUUCAAGUAUUUGAAGCUCUCCAACCUCCCACCGGUUUGAAAAGGUUGCAGAUUCUUAACUUCAUGGGGUGUGACCUUCCCGCGUGGAUGUGCAUUCCACAUGGUCUUCCAGAACUGGAAUAUUUGGAUCUUAUAGAUUGCAGAAGAAUUAAACAACUGCCAACGUCUAUUGGGCAGCUCCCAAGCCUUAAGCGUCUUGAACUUACAGGAAUGUCUUUACAGAGUUUAGAUAUCGGCGGGUUUCCUUCUUUAUUUGAGCUCGAUCUUACUGACAUGUUUCUUCUAGAAGAAUUUCCUUACUCGUAUCCUUGUCUUCAGGGUCUGAGGAUUAGUGGGUGCAAGAAAUUAACAGAAAUGCCUUCAUUUCCUGCGCUGAUGAAACUGGUAUUAGAGAAGAUCGAUCACAAGUUGGUAUGCUCAGUUGGAAGAAGCCAGACAUCUCUGACAAAGCUGUUUUUGGGUGAUAUUGAGGAGCUUACAUUCUUUUCAAUAAGCAUACUCCAAAACAAUUGCAAUCUUCAACUUCUGUUAAUUGAAGGGUGUAAUCAGUUUAAAGGCUUUGGUGUAAAUAAACUGUACAGCAGCUCUCUUCAGCAUUUGGAAUUCAAUAAUUGCCCGGUCCUUGAGGUUCUUCCUGAUUUACGAGGAUUGACUUCUCUUCAGAAAUUGUAUUUCAUUGAUUGCCCAGUUCUUGAGGUUCUUCCAGAUUUACGAGGAUGCACUUCUCUUCAACAAUUACUCAUCUUCAAUUGCCCAAAUGUGAAAGAGUCUUUGAGUCAUGGUCUCAAAUCCCUCUCAUUUCUUAAGGAAUUGUAUGUUGAUUUUAUUCAAAGAGACGAGCAGCGAGGAGAUCCAACUGUUUACACAGACUUGAUUAAUUUGCUGCCGUAAAAGGUAGUAGUCAGAUAAGGUAGCCCCUUAUCAGUUAACAGUGUGUACAUUUAUCUUUACCUGUAAUAACUAGGGCUGCACAAGAACCGGUCUACACGACCUGAACCGGAGUAGAACCGGAAAAACCGGACUUGUACCGAACCGGAACCGGCUUGACCGGUACAGACACCGGUUCUGAAAUUUGAGAACCGGACUAGACCGGUACAGACACCGGUUCUUGGGGAGAACCGUACUUGAACCGGACCAUUUGUACCGGCUGUUAUUAGCCGUUGAGAUCUAUCUAGGUUUUUAAUCCUAGCCGUUGAGAUCUAUAUAGGAUGUCGAGAACAAAAGAAAAUGAAGAAGCAUUCUUCAGUUCUUUCUUCUUCGUCUCUUCUUCUCACUCAGCGGCAGCAUCAGUUUCUCGAUUCUCUUAGGGUUUGAAUCGAGAUUGAAUAUCAGUAAUAUCAGUGGAUCACCAUCUCUAUCAGGAUUCAGAUAUUGAGAAGAUUAGUCCAAAGGCCAAAGCAGAGAAGAAGGAAGAAUUAGAUUUUUGGGGUUCUCAAGUACUGCACAAUGGCUUGUGGCUGAACCGCUGAACGCUUAAGGAUCGUGAUUUGUUACUUUCAGGGCAGCAGGUGUUACAAAAUACCCAUUAAAGACUUAAAGUACUUCAGAGCUGAACCGCUGAACGCUUAAGGAUCGUGAUUUGUUUCAGGGCAGCAGGUGUUACAAAAUACCCAUUAAAGACUUAAAGUACUUCAGAAUGACCACAUCAACUGCAACUCCAACUACAAAUGAAACUGCAACUCCAACUACAAGUACAACUCAACAAACAGAAGUUGGAUCAUCCUCUCAAGCUGCAUCUCACACAAAUGAAUCUGAAACUGCAACUCCAACAAGUAAAGGCAGAGCUGAAGCAGUUGAAGUUGGUGAUAGCAAAAAGAAGCACGGCAGAGUGAGAUCAUCUGUUUGGUUGGAAAUGACUAGGAUAGAUGAUGAAUGGGCUGAAUGCCGUUAUUGCCACAAUAAAUACAAAGCUCACAAUGACAAUAAUGGCACUUCUGGAUUGCGAAAGCAUUUGAAUAGAUGUCUAAAGAAUCCUAACAGGAAGAAAGAAAAGGGACAACCAUCUCUGUUGAUGCCACCCCCAAAACCAGGUCAGGAUGGUAAACUUAUUGCUCAUACUUACAAUUAUGAUAGGUUAAGAAGGCGUCUUGUUGAGUGGAUAAUUAAGGAUGAAAUUCCUUUUAGAAAAGUAGAAGGGUCAGGCUUUGUGGCAUUGAUGCAAGAGGCACAACCUAGGUUCAAGGUUCCAGGACGUAUGACAAUUUAUAGGGAUAUGUUAAAGAUGUAUGUAGAAGAGAAGAAUAACCUAAAAACUUACUUCUUGACAUCUAAGCAGAGGAUAUCUUUGACAACUGACACAUGGACAUCACCAAAUAAUUUUAAUUAUAUUUGUGUAACCGCUCACUACAUUGAUCAGGACUGGAAACUGCAGAAGAGAAUACUCAUGUUUUGUCAAGUUGAAGGUCACACAGGUAUUGCAAUCGGUGAGAAGUUGGUGGAUUGUUUGGAAGAUUGGGGUCUAAAAGAUGUGUUUGGUGUCACUCUAGACAAUGUCAGCGCCAACACAGUAGCUAUGGAUCAUCUGAAGCAAGUUGUUACUAGCUGGACAAGAUCACCAAUCAGAGCUAAAUAUUUACAUGUAACAUUCUCAUUUCACAUCAUUAAUUUAUUUUGGAAUUUGUCACAUGCAUCUUAUGAGUUAUGACUAAUUUUUCUU